UUCUGUGUUGAUGGUUGAGGACAAAAACUUACCAUGAGGCAUUCAUGUCACUUUCAGACCAAUAGCACACUACAAUUACUUUUAGCUUCAAUUAUUUACUGGACCAUUUAGGCACCAUAUGGAACUCUUAAUCCGACUCAGAUUCGCCAAGAUGGGAGUUUUGGCAAACAGAACAAUGUAUCUAGUUUUCGGUUUCCUGUUACUUGCAGGAUUUCAAACCGAAGCAUUGUCCUACAACGACUCUGCAAGCAUAAAGUGUCUAGAAAAUCCGUAUAGACCUCAGUAUUCGGGAGGAAUACUUAGGAAUCCAAAAUUUGAUAGGGGACUGGAAGGAUGGAGUGUACUGGGAAUGGGGACAAUUGGUUCCGGAAGAUCUACCACUGGCAACAAAUUCAUUGCGGCAUACAACAGAAGGUCGCCAAACGACAGCUUUACACAAGGGCUAUACUUGCAAAAAGACAUCUAUUACAUAUUUUCAGCUUGGGUGCAGAUAACUGAAGGCGAUGAGGCGGUUGUUGCUGCAAUCUCAUAUUCAAGAAACAGUAGAAAGAUCAUAGGUUCAGUAAUACCUCAAACUGGCUGCUGGUCCAUGAUGAAGGGAGGUUUUGUGCUUGAUAUUAGUACACCAGCUGAGCUUUACUUUGAGACGAACAACACGAAUACAGAGUUAUGGGUGGACAGUGUUUCUCUCCAGCCCUUCACUAAAAACCAAUGGAGAAAGCAUCAGUUGAAGAAAACAAAUCAGCUGAGGAAAAGUAAAUUAAGGCUGCAUGUAUUCAACAAAGACGGAUUGAAUAUCCAAGGCGCGCAUAUCAUCCUCAACCAAAUGAAGCCUGCUUUCCACCUUGGUUGUGGCAUUGCCCUCACUAUUUUAGAUAACAAGGACUACCAAAAAUGGUUCAGUUCACGGUUCACUGCAAUGACAUUUGACAAUGAAAUGAAGUGGUACUUCACUGAGCAGACACAAGGAGAGGAGAACUACACCAUUUCAGAUGCCAUGUUUGAAUUUGCAGAGCAAAAUGGUAUAUCUGUAAGAGGACACAACAUAUUGUGGGAUAACAUUGAACAAAACCCCAAAUGGGUACAACCAUUAUCUGGCAGAGACCUGGUGCAUUACUCUAUCCAAAGGAUGGGUUCUGUUAUGUCGCGCUAUUCAGGCAGAGUCAUAGGGUGGGAUGUUCUAAAUGAAAAUCUACACUUCAACUUCUUUGAAGACAACAUAGGACCAAAUGCAUCAGCAGUGUUCUACAAGAUUGCACAAGCCUUAGAUCCUGAAACGCAUAGGUUCCUGAAUGAGUACAACACUCUGGAAUAUCCGGAAGAUCUGGCAUCAAUACCAUCAAAGUACAUAAAAAAGGUUCAGGAAAUCAGAUCUUUUCCAGGAAAUGAAGACAUGGUUGUAGCAAUCGGAUUACAAGGCCAUUUCCAGAGGCCAAACAUCCCAUACAUUCGCGCAUGCCUAGACACUCUUGGCGCAAUGAACAUGCCUAUAUGGCUGACAGAGCUAACAGUUGAUCAAAAACAACCAAAUCAAGCUGAGUACUUGGAAGAGAUCAUGCGAGAGGUGUACUCCCACCGUGCAGUUGAGGGCAUGAUUGUUUGGUCUGGUUGGAAGCCAACAGGAUGCAGAGAGAUGUGUCUGACAGACAACCAGUUCAAGAAUCUGCCCGCUGGAGAUGUGGUAGACAAGCUGAUCAACGAGUGGAGAACGAAAAAGCUGGAGGGAGUCACUGAUGAGAAUGGAGUGUUUCAGUGUCAGAUCGUGAAGGGGUUGUAUAAUGUGACAAUAGAACAUCCAAAGACUGGUGAAAUCAUACAAAGGGAAAUCAGUGUUACAAGGAAGAACACUGAGGACAUAUUUGUCCUACUGUAAGACAGUCCAGUUUUAUCCAGUGUUCUAAAAAUCGCCGAGUCGGCCGAGUACUCAUUCCGAGUACUCGUUUUUAACCCCUCGUCCGAUCCGAGUUCCGAGUAAUCGGGUUCAAAACCGAUUUAUUAAAAA
This is a messenger RNA of Daucus carota subsp. sativus, 2002 nucleotides long. Its product is annotated as endo-1,4-beta-xylanase 5-like. The coding region runs from base 119 to 1873 and encodes 584 amino acids. Gene Ontology annotation, molecular function: hydrolase activity, hydrolyzing O-glycosyl compounds. The transcript has 7 exons. Lineage: Eukaryota; Viridiplantae; Streptophyta; Magnoliopsida; Apiales; Apiaceae. The record is from RefSeq and is a predicted model, not a curated record. Gene Ontology annotation, biological process: carbohydrate metabolic process.